Protobothrops mucrosquamatus (brown spotted pit viper) is the source of this 1095-nucleotide messenger RNA. Its product is annotated as microtubule-associated protein 1S-like. The transcript is spliced from 3 exons. The record is from RefSeq and is a predicted model, not a curated record. Gene Ontology annotation, biological process: axonogenesis; microtubule cytoskeleton organization; dendrite development. Gene Ontology annotation, cellular component: cytosol; dendrite; synapse. Gene Ontology annotation, molecular function: microtubule binding; actin binding. The annotation marks the transcript as partial. NCBI's taxonomy places the organism in Eukaryota, Metazoa, Chordata, Lepidosauria, Squamata, Viperidae.
CCCCAGCGCCUGGAUGGCCGGGCCCUGCCAAGGUCCGGCCGGCGGUCAGAUUCCCCCCACGACGUGGACCUCUGCCUGGUGUCCCCUUGUGAGUUUGAGCACCCCAAGUCGGACAGGUCCCCGUCGGCCAACUUCAGCCCCCGGGACAUGUCCAACAGCAGCGACUUCUCCCAGGAGCUGGCCAAGCCCCCGUCUCACAGGAAGGGCCCCCGCGGCCGCCGGUCCCACCCUCUCCUGGACGAGACCCCGCCAACGUCCUUCAGCGAAUCGCUGCCCACCCUCUCCGAUUCGGACCCCCCGCCCGCCAUGGAGGAGUGCCCUUCUCUCACGGCCGACGGUGGGCUGGACUCGGAAGAUGACGACGACCCAGAGAGCCUAGCCCAGGCCCGCGACCCACUCCCGGCCGUCCUGAAAGACCCCUGCCCUCUCCCUGCCCAGCCGGGCAUCUGCAUGGUGGACCCCGAGAGAGAAGGGGCCGCCAAGGCCAAGCGAGCCCCAUCGCGGGGGGCUUCUGCCCCUCCCAAAACAGACGCCCCCAAGGCCGCCGCUCCCAGUGCCCGGGCGAAGCCUUCCUCGGCCAGCGUGGGUGAGAGACCCCGGCUGUCGGCCCCUGGCAGAAGCGACCCCCCGGCCUCUCGCGCCAGCGGGGACAACCGGCUGGCCUUUGCCCAGCGGAACGCAAACACCCGGCCUCUCACGGCGGGAGGAAGAACUGCCACGGCAGGGUCCCGGCCCGGCCUGUCCCGCUGCCCUGUCUACCUGGAGCUGGCCUACAUCCCGGGCUCGGCCAGCGCCCAGAAGGUGGACGAGGACUUCUUCCGCUGCGUCCGCUCCCAGUGCUACGUCAUCAGCGGGCAGGACCACCUGAAGGAGGGCGCCAUGCGGGGCAUCCUGGACGCCCUGCUCUCCGGGAAGCAGCACUGGGCCCACGACACCCAGGUGACCCUCAUCCCGACCUUCGACUCGCUGGCCAUGCACGAGUGGUACGCGGAGACGCUGGAGCGGCAGCAGGAGCUGGGCGUGACCGUCCUGGGCAGCAACAGCACGGUGGCCAUGCAGGACGAGACCUUCCCGGCCUGCAAAGUGGAGUUCUGA